Messenger RNA from Haliotis rubra (blacklip abalone), 912 nucleotides. Its product is annotated as putative protein TPRXL. Gene Ontology annotation, molecular function: protein binding. The transcript has 4 exons. The annotation marks the transcript as partial. NCBI's taxonomy places the organism in Eukaryota, Metazoa, Mollusca, Gastropoda, Lepetellida, Haliotidae. The record is from RefSeq and is a predicted model, not a curated record.
AUGUCUUCAAAGGUUUGUGCAUGUGGUGUUAAACUGCUCCCAUACCUAAAUGAUAAGCAACACAUGGGACAAAACUUGAGAGAAAAGGAGGAACAAGGGACUGAGAGGAGGGAACAAGGGAGGAAGAGAAGGGAACAAAGGAGUAAGAGAAGGAAGAACAAGGGAAUGAGAGAAGGGAACAAGGGAGUGAGAGAAGGGGGAACAAAGAAGAGAAGGAGAAUGAAAGAUGGGAGAGGAAGAACAAAGGAGGAGAAAUGGGAACUAAGGAGGAGAGAAGAGGCCUGGAGGAGGGAUACCACAAAGGCAGAGGGAAAGAGAGAUGGUAGAGCCAUUUGCGGUAGAUGCCUUCCAGAUGCCAGAGACUUGAUGUUAGUCUACCCCAACUCCUUCUUGUCCCCAUCUCCUGUUUCUUCUACUUUUAUUCUGUCUCCUCCUGUUUUGUCUUCUACUUCUCCAUCUCCUGUUUUGUCUUCUACUUCUCCAUCUUCUCCUGUUUUGUCUUCUACUCCAUCUUCUCCUGUUUUGUCUUCUACUUCUCCAUCUUCUCCUGUUUUGUCUUCUACUUCUCCAUCUUCUCCUGUUUUGUCUUCUACUUCUCCAUCUUCUCCUGUUUUGUCUUCUACUCCAUCUUCUCCUGUUUUGUCUUCUACUUCUCCAUCUUCUCCUGUUUUGUCUUCUACUUCUCCAUCUUCUCCUGUUUUGUCUUCCACUUCUCGGUCUUCUCCUGUUUUGUCUUCUACUUCUCCAUCUCCUGUUUUGUCUUCUACUUCUCCAUCUUCUCCUGUUUUGUCUUCUACUUCUCCAUCUUCUCCUGUUUUGUCUUCUACUUCUCCAUCUUCUCCUGUUUUGUCUUCUACUCCAUCUUCUCCUGUUUUGUCUUCUACUUCUCCAUCUUCUCCUGUUUUGUCUUCU